CAUGCUCCUGGUGCCCCUCCGCACGAUAGCACCAAGUUUCCCAGAACGUAUGGUUAUGGCAACGUCUGGCCGACUGAGGCUAAGGUCAAGUCUACGGUUAUUAGCUCGUUCCUAUCAAGUCCUAAAUCUGAUCGGGUGGGUGCAAUAUUCAACGGUCAAAACCCAGUGUCCUGGGCGCAUGAGGAGAUUAGCACCUGCACGGAACGUGGCUACCCGAUCUUCGUUUACUGGGGAUCGGUGCAGGCGUUUGGUAAGAUCGACCCACGCAACGUCCCACCGUAUCUUGCACCAUUCCUACCAUCGGCAGGGUCUGUGAAUGCAAUCCUAGCUGGACAAUCCGUCCCCUCAUCGCUGCCGGAAUGCCAGCCCUCACCGCCGCAAGUCCACUCCUCCUGGUCUUCAUGGCCCGUAUUACAGUCAUCCCCAGCUCAGUCGUCCUCAGCCCAGUCCGCCCCUGCUCAGUCAUCUACGGCCCAGUCCGCGCCUGAAAGACGAUAUGACCCACUUGGUCGUGGGUCCUAUAUUGGUGAAGGACCCCUGGAGUUCAUAGAAAGGCGAAAGGCACGCGUUGCAGAGCGUUAUGCGAAGGCGACUCGUAGCCAAGUGCAGUCGUGGAACAGCAAGGCUCAAGCUCAGCGAGACUACCCAUGCCCCGGUAAUUCAUCGAAAGCUCCUAUGGUUUACCGCUGGGAAGUGUUGGACGAAGAGCGCGGCUUGCUGGUGCGGUGUGUCAUAACACGUUCUGAAGUGCCGGAUAUAUGGUUUGGGGUGCAUGAUAAAUACAAAUGGUAUGACCCCACCGAGAAUUCUUGGGACCUUUAUGAUGCUAUCCGACCGGAUCGGGUGACCGUGGAGGCUUAUGAUGAACCCGGCAUCGAUGAAGAGUACUAUGAGCCCACCCCGCCGGCAGGCUCACCUCCUACUGAUCCUGUUCCACCGCCUCCUCCAACUGCCACCCCUCCUCCGGUUCCCCCGCCUCCUGCAACUGCUGCCCCUCACCCGGUUUCCCCCCCUGCUGCCAAGCUUGCCGUCUCUGCCUCGGCAACUGGCUCCGUACCGCCCCAUGCUCUUGGAAAUGCGAUUGGGUCCGAGUUCCCGCCGCAGGAAGAUCUAGAGGCCGAAGUGGUAUACUCGAUGGCUGCCGAAGUGUCUUGGGAGACCAUAGAUUCAUAUCCUACAUAUAGUUGUCUUCGUCAUCGGUAUGGUUUCAUGGGAGAAUCUGACGGUCUUGACAUGAGAAGGGCUUGUGAAGACCGAGAUUUCAUGGUAUUUACGAGGUCACUGACGAUUGCGCCGUCAGCGGAAGAACAAUAUCCGACUCGUUACAUGACUGAAGCAGUGAGCCUGCUGAGAGCACUGGAGGAUUUACAGGAGUCAGAUACCAAUCUCCCUGAAGAGUUUGGCCCAGGGUCCCUGCGGAACACGCUUUUCAGCGCGUGCAUUCAGCGUAGGAACCGGAACCCGCAGGAGUCUUGGUACCUCACCUGGACCAGUGAUGGCCCACUCUGCAUCCAGGGCGCAUCAAAUGCCCGUCACAUUCUACGGCUGUACAAUGAUCCUGAGGAGCACACUUCGGAGGGAGAGCCGCCUGACCCUUUGACUCUGGCAUUGAAAACUGGUAUGGUGUUUGCGCGUCCUAUCAAGAUGUGGAAGUUGGCUUUGCCCGACAGACCUCGGCAUCUGGAGCCGAUGAUGCGCCUCAUGGACCAUAAGUUUACAAGUGUAGACUACAAGUGCUAUGUGCGUCGGAGGGACCAGUUCAUGAGGUCGUUCCCGCAUGCUCGGUCUGCGCUACGACAGGGUGGGAUCUUAUGGCGCAUUGCAAUAGAUAGUCUAGGUCUCGCUCUAGCAGAGGACAAGGUUCGUCACAGUCUGAGCCAGACAGUUCCCAAGACCGGUCAUGGUGUAUCGUUCGUGGCGGCCAUCAAUGAAAAUGAGGUGUGGUACGAAGAUGCCUUAAGCCCCGAGGAGGAGGCCUACCUCAUUGGCACGUACUUUAUCCCCGUCCGAAAUGGUACAAUGGCCGAGUCCUCAUGGUGGCCGAAGCCAAAUACAUUUGCGUCGAGUCCGUACCAUUUUGCGGGCCACUGGACGACUGGGGCAGAGAUAUGGUAUCAGGAUCGACUCGUGGACAUCAGGAACGGUACAGCAAUGCCUCUUACUCAGGCUGCAUGGGGGAAGGAUCUCAGAAACUUCCUACCUCGUGCUAGGCGUGUCGCUAGAGGGCUCGAGACCGCGUCGAGUGUU
This is a messenger RNA of Gloeophyllum trabeum ATCC 11539, 2247 nucleotides long. RefSeq lists its product as uncharacterized. NCBI's taxonomy places the organism in Eukaryota, Fungi, Basidiomycota, Agaricomycetes, Gloeophyllales, Gloeophyllaceae. The annotation marks the transcript as partial. The record is from RefSeq and is a predicted model, not a curated record. The transcript is spliced from 3 exons.